Molecule: messenger RNA, 4586 nt
Organism: Electrophorus electricus (electric eel)
Lineage: Eukaryota; Metazoa; Chordata; Actinopteri; Gymnotiformes; Gymnotidae
Gene: atxn1l
Product: ataxin 1-like
Biological process (GO): anatomical structure development; regulation of DNA-templated transcription
Cellular component (GO): nucleus
Molecular function (GO): RNA binding; protein binding
Source: RefSeq, a predicted model, not a curated record
UCUCGUUUGCUGGCCUCCGAGAGGGGCAGAACUCACCAGCCCUGAUUUGAUCAUUGAUUUACUACAUGGAGCCGUCGAGAGUUUAGACCCUGAGCAUAGGCCGCACCAUGAUAUGCGGGGGUGAGUCCGCGAUGAGAAAACGAGUCGUUACAAGUAAUGUGAUGGAAGAGGUCAGCGGGAGGUUCUCAGAUCUGAUUCCAGUGGUGCCAUCUCUGUGGAAGUCAGGCUUCGCCCCUCCCACUGCUCACUAACGUCACCUGUACCCAGUCCGGACCACCAUGAAGCCAGCCCAAGAGCGCAACCAGGAGUGCCUACCGCCGAAGAAGCGAGAUCUUCCGCUCAACAACACCCCAACCACCCCCAACAGCAGCAAUAGUGCAGGAGGUGGUGGAGGAGGAGGAGGAGAGGAAACGGCAUCCGCACAGAGCUCUGGAGCAUCUGGAGAACCCCAGGGGGGAGGAGGCAGCACAGAGUGGGUGCGGACUCAGCCUAGCCUGCACUAUGGAGUGGAGGGGCCAGACAGCCUUGCAGGGCUCCCUGUGGAUCAGUACAGCAUGCUGUACAAAGUAGCACUCCCCUCUGUCACCUACUCUCCCACCAGUCUCCACCCUGUGCUCAGCCACAUCUCUCCCGCCUACACGGUUCCCUCCCCUCUGUUGCAGCAUGCCGGCAUCCCCUAUCCCCCGCUCGGCUACACUCCGGUCCCCCACUCUUCUCUGCAGUUUGUCAGCUCUCCUUAUGCAGCCGCCGUUCCCUAUGCGGUGCCCCCGGGCUUCGUGCCCAGCCCAUUGAUAUCACCCCAGUCUGCCAUUCCACAGCCACACCCAGUCUCUCAUCUUGUCCCCUAUUCAUCAGUCAUUCAGGAAGGCGUGGUCUCAUCCCCCCCACAGCAGCAGGUGCCGGGCCAUGCGUACGCUAAAGUGGCGGCGCCCACGACCCUCCCACUCGUGCUGUCCUCCGAGCAGGCCGCAGCGCAGCAGCAGCUGGGCGCCGUAGGGGUGCUGCCUGCUGCCGAGCUCAGCCCCAGGACGGUGCCCGUCUUCUACCAGCCCUCUGGCAGUGCCAGGGCUACCCAUCUUCAGCGGGACCCCCACGGCUGUCUGCUGGAGCAGGAACGAGAGGUGAACGGAGGGGAGAGGGAGCACGAAGGUAGGGAGCACCACCAGGACACAGCUUACUUGGCCCGGAGUGUGCGGCCACCCCAAGCCGCACCUGGUGGGGUUAUAUUGGAGCUCCAGCCAGACAGGAUACAGAAGAGCCGCAGGCAGGAGGGCAGAGCUUCGCCCGGGCAGCGCAGUACCCCAGACAUGGACCUGGAGGUUCAGCAGGUGGUUGGACGGCUAGCUUCUCCAGUCCACAGUGCGAGUCGCAGAGAGGUAACACAUGGCCCAUCCCAGAAUUCCCAGCGGAGCAGAGAGGUUCAGGGGGAGGGCAGGACUGUGUAUGGGACCUCCCCGGCUGGCCAGCUGGACCUCAGAGCCCCACCUCUUCAGCAACAGACAGUGCAGCCAGGCCACGCUGUGAUCCUGGCCAACGGGCAGCCGCUCCUUGUACCCCUCGACUACCACCACCAACAGCAGCAGCAGCACUAUCCAGGGCAGCCCAACGAUUCCACAGCGGGUAUGGCCUCUCCCACGCCAUACUCCAAAGCCUCAGAGGCUGCAGCCACGUCGGGCAUCCCAGAGCGGACGGCGACAGAGCCUCCCCCAGCCCCUGCGGCGUCCGCCCUUCCCCCGGCCCAGGCUCCGUCCCUCGUCCCGGCUGGGCCCGGGCCUUCACACUUCAUGAAGGGGGCCAUCAUCCAGCUGGCCACGGGCGAGCUGAAGCGGGUGGAGGACCUGCAGACUCAGGACUUCGUUCGGAGUGCCGAGGUGAGCGGCGGCCUGAAGAUUGACUCCAGCAUGGUGGUGGACAUCCGCGGCAGCCAUCAGCGACCCGGCCUGGUGGCGUUGCACUUCACCGUGGGCGAGCAGCAGAGCCGCGUGACCAUCGACGUGCCCCCAGAGCACCCGUUCUUCGUCUUCGGCCAGGGCUGGUCGUCUUGCAGUCCUGAGCGCACCGCUCAGCUCUAUGGCCUGGCCUGCCACCAUCUCCAGGUGGGCGAUGUCUGCGUGUCGGUCGCGUUGCAGCAGCAAGCCACACCACAGCCCAAGCUGCCCCCUCCGGCACAGCCUGCGCACGCCAGGACUUCUGCCAAAGCCAACCCCAUGCCAGGCGCCUCUGCCCCCCAGCCCAUGGGUCCUCCGCCACCCCAGCACCCACGGCCCCUGGGCCAGCUCAGGAUGGAGCGUGCCCAGAGGGAGAGGGACCGAGAGAGGGCUGACAAGGAUGAGCUCACACAGGCAGGAGUGCCCUUGGGACAUGGCGACGUGGCCCCCCGGCCAAACAGGACUUUGGCAGAGCACUCACGCAGUUACUAUUUGCACAGUGAGGGGCACGGGCGGGCCGGGGCAGCGUUGGCCACCACCUCGGCCAGUGCCUCCCAGAGACGAUGGUCUGCCCCCGGCUUCCAAAGAUACACCAUCAAGACCGAGGAGGGGGUGCGAGCCCCACCCUCCGCCUCCGGCUCCUCCCGUCCCUCUUUCAUCCCUCAGGAGGUUAAACUGUCCAUUGAGGGGCGCUCCAAUGCCGGGAAGUAGCAGCAGCCGUGCCAACACUGGGCGCCGUGGCAACAGGUGUUCGGCAGGAGGAAAGUGUCAGAAAUAGUAGAGGAUGAGAAAGAAGGAGCAGGAGAGAGAAUGUAGCCUCAGAAUGUUUUGAGAUUUUGCACACGUCAGAAGAUAUUACAUCCCCUUUUUCUUUGUUACUCCAGGCUUGCGUGAGAGCACUUGGGCCAGUUAGUGCCAGCUCAAUUGCGUGCAGUGGCAGCGGUCUGGCAUGGCUGAGUGCCUGCACUGGUAAACUAUCCGCCGAAGCCUCACAGCCCGCUCCCCUGUUUUGUGGAUGAAACACAAGUUUGGCGAUUAUCACUUUUGCAGAGACGCUCGCAGCUCUUUGAAUAAAUGUUUAUUGAAGGAAAGUUGCUGGGGAAGGUGGGAAGAAUGGAUGCAGCCAUAUCCCCACACACCCACACACACACACACACACACACACACACACACACACACACACACACACACACACACCCCUCCUACUUGAUCACUUGUUUGGACUGUGCUACCUAAAAGAAGCCUGAAGGCAUCUCUCUUAGUGUUGAUGAAUCCCUAUUGCUUUAUUGAGCUCUUGCUUUGACUGAGACUUCAAAAUAAUUUUUUUUUUUUUUUAAGGGACAUGUCAUUCUCGUGUGACUGCACUUCUGCCCUGCCCCUCCUAGCCCACUGCUUUUCCUCAGCAGAGCGGUGCUGAGGGGUUGCCGUUUAUAGUGUGAAAGUGCUCGGCCGACAUCUCAUCCUUAAUCAACCAACCAACAAUCAAUAUCUAGGAACACCCUAAAGAUUAGAUAUGGCUCUUGUUGUAUUGAAGCCACGUUUACACUGUCCACAGUAUCAUGCUCUACCUGUGCCACAGUUUUUGUUUUGUUGUUUGUUUGUGUUUUGGUUUUUUUUAGUUUUGAAUCAGCAUUCCAACUUUCUUAGCAUAAGUGAGUAGACAUUAUCCACGUGCCCCUACAGCAAAUGGCCUAAGAAAACAGCCUCUUUCUAGUACCUCACGGCCAGAAAGGUUCCUCACCCUGGCAGUUGACUCAUUUGUCCUAUCUUUGUCCUGGAGAUAUUGUCUGGUGUCCAUCAAAAUCAUCACCACUCACCAAGCUAAGACCAAAUGUGGUUCGGGUCCUGGCUGCUGGCGACAGGCCUGUUGUCGUGGAAAUGCAGUGGCUGCUAUGAGUGGAUCUCCACUGCUGGGUUCAGGAAAGCCCUGCGCAGUAACCAAAAUCGAAGCAAUAGUCCUGGUAGAGCACAAAGCUGACUGAUUACUUUCACCCCUCCUUUGUACAUGCUUAUUUUUACUCCCAUUGUGACAGACGUAAUGUACAUAAACAUCUGUAGUCUGUCUGAAAAAUUUAUAUCUAAACAUUUGCCUGCUUCUUUCCUACCAGUUGCACCAAACUGUUGAGUUUUCAGUUGCGUUUGAUUUCCUUAGCCAAUAUUAUGACGGUUACUAUGUAGGUUUUCAAUGAAGGCAUGUUGGUGAGGUGAUACAGCAUGUUGCAUUUUGAUAAGAUGGAUCUCAGCAUUGAAAUCACAGGUGUUAUUAGAGGUCCUGGUUAUCUAAGCACACCUAGAAAGGCUUAAUUUAAUUAAGAAUAGGGCUCUUAGUCCUGUGUUUCCAUAUUGUUUUUCUAGUUGAUGUACUUUUGUACAGUAUAGGACUCUUUGUCUGUACUUCGCAAUAUUACUUGAGUGAUUUCUCAAAACUGUCUUGUAAUUGCACAAUACGUUCAUAAACGAUUCACACUGACCUGUUUAAUUGGAAUCAAAUCUUUACAUUAGCUUUUUCUAUGAAGGGAAACCUUUUGUGUAGGGUUUUUUUUCUGGCUUGUGAGAAACUGACAUGUGUGGUUGACACUGUUUACACAUUAGCCAAGCAAAUGCUGUGGUUUAAUUUUACAUACAUCAAUUUGGUUUUGGUUCGUGAACAAAUGCGAA